Molecule: messenger RNA, 492 nt
Organism: Caenorhabditis bovis
Lineage: Eukaryota; Metazoa; Nematoda; Chromadorea; Rhabditida; Rhabditidae
Source: the annotation of a GenBank genome assembly
AUGAUUGCGGACUUCGCAUUCGAUUCGAUUCCAAUCAGUCGAAUGAAGUUCAUCAAUUUUCUUCUCUUCGUUGUUCCAGCGAUUAUUUGCGCCGAUGAGGUUUCGAAGGAUCGACUAAUGAAGAUGAUGGACGCUGAGUGGAUGGAUCGAUUCGUUCCGAGGCAAUAUCAACGACUGAGCACGAAGAAGGAUGAUGAUGUGACGAAGGAUAACAAUUUUGGGUAUUCCGAGCAAGGAAUGAAGGAUUUGGAUGAGGUUGGCGAGCUCGUUGGCGGCGGCGAUUCGGAUUUGCUCGGAAUUCUGCGCCCAUACUACUCGAUGGUGGAGAUGACGGCGAACGGCAACAAACAGGGAACCGGACAGUAUCUCCACGUGCUGCCGGAUUCAUCGGAAGGCGACACGCCGAUCUACUCGGUCGGCGGUUCGAUGUACGGCGGGAUCGAGCCGGCUGGCGCGAAAAUUGGCUACAUGAAUCGGCCGUUCGGGCGAUGA